Molecule: messenger RNA, 2751 nt
Organism: Canis lupus familiaris (dog)
Lineage: Eukaryota; Metazoa; Chordata; Mammalia; Carnivora; Canidae
Gene: KCNJ11
Product: potassium inwardly rectifying channel subfamily J member 11
Exons: 2
Coding region: 266-1210 (314 amino acids)
Biological process (GO): regulation of monoatomic ion transmembrane transport; potassium ion import across plasma membrane
Cellular component (GO): plasma membrane
Molecular function (GO): ATP-activated inward rectifier potassium channel activity
Source: RefSeq, a predicted model, not a curated record
CGCUCCCGGCUCCCGCGCCCCCGCCCUCAAUCUCCUGCCCGCAGCCGGCGCAGGCAUCAUCCCCGAGGAGUACGUGCUCACGCGGCUGGCCGAGGACCCCGCAGAGCCCCGGUACCGAGCUCGGGAGCGGAGGGCCCGCUUCGUGUCCAAGAACGGCAAUUGCAACGUAGCGCACAAGAACAUCCGGGAGCAGGGCCGAUUCCUGCAGGACGUAUUCACCACGCUGGUGGACCUCAAGUGGCCACACACACUGCUCAUCUUUACCAUGUCCUUCCUGUGCAGCUGGCUGCUCUUUGCCAUGGUCUGGUGGCUCAUCGCCUUCGCCCACGGUGACCUGGCCCCCGGUGAGGGCACUGCGGUGCCCUGUGUCACCAGCAUCCACUCUUUUUCAUCCGCCUUCCUUUUCUCCAUUGAGGUCCAGGUGACCAUUGGCUUUGGCGGGCGCAUGGUGACCGAGGAGUGCCCGCUGGCCAUCUUGAUCCUCAUUGUGCAGAACAUCGUGGGGCUCAUGAUCAAUGCCAUCAUGCUGGGCUGCAUCUUCAUGAAGACGGCCCAGGCCCAUCGGCGGGCCGAGACCCUCAUCUUCAGCAAGCAUGCGGUCAUCGCAGUGCGCCACGGCCGCCUCUGCUUCAUGCUGCGCGUCGGUGACCUCCGCAAGAGCAUGAUCAUCAGCGCCACCAUCCACAUGCAGGUGGUGCGCAAGACCACCAGCCCCGAGGGUGAAGUGGUGCCCCUACACCAGGUGGACAUCCCCAUGGAGAACGGUGUGGGCGGCAACAGCAUCUUCCUGGUAGCUCCUCUCAUCAUCUACCACGUCAUUGAUGCCAACAGUCCACUCUAUGACCUGGCACCCAGCGACCUGCAUCACCAUCAAGACCUGGAGAUCAUUGUCAUCCUGGAGGGCGUGGUGGAAACCACGGGCAUCACUACCCAGGCCCGCACCUCCUACCUGGCCGAUGAGAUCCUCUGGGGCCAGCGCUUUGUACCCAUCGUGGCCGAGGAGGAUGGCCGCUACUCUGUGGACUACUCCAAAUUUGGCAACACCAUCAAAGUGCCCACGCCACUCUGCACGGCCCGCCAGCUUGAUGAGGACCGCAGCCUGCUGGACGCCCUGACCCUCGCCUCGGCCCGCGGUCCCCUGCGCAAGCGCAGUGUGGCUGUGGCCAAGGCCAAACCCAAGUUUAGCAUCUCUCCGGAUUCCCUGUCCUGAGCCAUGGUCCCAUGGGCCCCCACACUGCUUGUGCGCACAGGGCAGUAUGGUAUGGUAUGUAGAGUGGACGUGGUGUGGGCUCCGUAGCCAGGCCAGGACCGGGUGUGAGGCUGGGCCCUCUUCAGCUCAGCCUCCCCUCCUGCUGUUAGCCCAUGGUGUUACAAGGCACUUGUCACUCCUCUAUUUCUGGCCUCAGCGGGAGCCUGUACUGGGUUAUUUUUGUCUCUGCUCCUCCCAGCCCCAGCUCAGGACUGGCUCACCCUCCUCUCCCCUCCCCAGGCUGGGGAAGCUGUGGGAAGCACUGGACCCUAAAAGUUCGGUCUCCAGCCAGUUCUGCAUCCCCAUGCUCAGUUGACCACGAGCUGGGCAGGUGGCUGGGGAAGAACAAUCCCCAGGUUGGCAAUCGGCUGCUCUGUUUCUGUGGCCCCUAAGAGAUGGCCAGCCACUCUUGGUCCCUGAAGAAGUGAUGACCUCAUGGGUGGGCCCUGCCAGCUGGGGAAGGCAGUCACUGAAGGAGCGUGUUCCAGCCGGAGGAUUGGAGGUAUGCACAGGCUCAGGGAGGAAAUGGUGUGCAGACACUCAGCUAUGCUGAGCCCUAGUCGGGCACAGGAAAGAGGAGAUGGGCCCCUGUGCCCUCGCCCCGUGCCCCGACACUGAGGCUUGGAUGGUGAGGGGCUGCUGUGCCUGCCUGCUGCUGUUCCAUCCCGGGAGGCGGGGGCGAGCCGGGGCAGACAUUGGCAUGCCAGGAAGAAGAAGGCUGAGGAGAGGGGGUCCUGGGCCCACCAUCCAGACUUGAACUCUGGUUCUGGCUCCCCACCAGAGGCUGUCACUCCGUCUGUCCAGAGCGUGGCUGUGGAGGGUCUUUGGGCUGCUAGAAAAGGAGGUGUUGGAAAGCUCAGGAUGGCGGAGGUGAGCAAGGCCCCUGACACAAGGAGGCCGUUGGUCCUCACGGGCCUGACCACAGGCGGGGCUCCUGGAGCGGUGCUGUCACCUGCCCAGGAUUCUACUUUCUCUCGUCAAUAAAACCUCCCUAAACUCUGGGCAGUUCUUGCUGGGGAAGGAGGAGGCCUACUGCUGGGCAGGGAGGGCACAUUCCGAAGGGCACAGACCCUAACUGGGCAGCCAGGGAAAGCUGACCCUUAGCGCCCGAUUCAGAGAGACUUUUACCUUUCUGCCUCAGGUAGCCCAGCCCUGCCAGCCUGUCUGGCCAUUUCAAUUUUGAGGCCCCCAUCAGGCUUCUAGCCCUGUGCCCCGGCCUCCAUGCCCGGGGAUCUGCUGGAAGCCUGGGGUGGUCAGGGCAAGAGGUGCAACACCAUAUGCAUUAGUGUACAGGCAUACGUUGGAGAUAUUUUGCAGGUUUGGUGUCAGACCACCGCCGCGAAACAAAUGUGGAGAAAAAGAGUCAAAUGAAUUUUUUGGUUUCCCACUGCAUAUAAAAGUCAUGUUUACACUCUACUGCAGUCUGUUAAGUGUGCAAUAGCAUUAUGUCUAAAAAAAGCAAUGUACCCUACCUUAAUUAAAAAAUACUUCAUUGCUACAAA